ACAAUACAGUUUUUGUGAAUGCUCAUGCAGAGCGAUCUUUGUCCAGCUCUACUACACAGAGCUAUCUCUGCUCCAGAUGUGUGCUCUUGUUCCCUGAAAGCAGGCUGCUUCAGCACUCCUUCCCUCAGUUGAAAGCAGGUAUGUGUUUUUCACAGCUCUGAUGGGAUGCUGUCAGGUAAGGUCCACUGCAGUAGUCUGAGUGAAGUUAUUCAUCUAAAAACUCCCUAUUUCCAGUUGUACAGCUUUCCUAGAACAAGGAUAAUAUUUUGGGGACCAUUCUAAUGAGCUGUCUUGCUUAGCACAUUGCAUGUUUUUAAAGAGGAGACAUUAUCCCUGAUUUUCUUCUUGUGUGCCUGAGCAGUUAUCAAUGUGGGACGAUCUGUAGAGAAGAUGGCAAAGAAAAAUGCUGAACUUGAAACCGUUAAAAGCAUGUCAGGAGCCAUCAGUAUUUCCCAGCAGAGUUUCAGCAGUCACUUUAAGGGGCUAACGGCUGCACGUGAUUCCAAAUCUUUCAGCGCUGAGAGAUCUCAUCAAAGCAACCAUAAGGUUCCGGCCUGGACAGGGGCGCUGAAGAAAGUUUUCAAGACCUAUGAUAAAAAGUCCAGGCGUCAUGAGUUUUGUGAAUGGAGUCUGGAGGAGGGUCGAUACUUCAUCAUGGAGCUGGCAAAGGAGCUGAACCGGGGCUGGGAGAACCCCAUCAUACCAUCCAAUGUGACCGGUGAGGAAGUUUGUAGUCUUGAAGAGUGUCGGAGCUUCAUCGUGAAAUGGGCUGACGAGUUGGACAAGCUUUACCAGAACGCUGUCAUGCCAUCCAAUGUGUCAAGUGAGGAAAUGUGUAACCUUGAAGAGUGCCGGAGCUUCAUUAUGAAAUGGGCUGACGAGUUAGACAAGCUGAACGAGGGGGCGGAGGGAGAGGAGCAAAGGCUGAAGGAAGGCCAGCACAUCAUCAUGGAGUGGGCAAGGGAACUGAAGAGAGUGCCGGAGGUAUUGUUAACACGGGUUCCAGAUCCCUAUAAAAUUCACCAACUACAUGAUUGCACCUUCCUAGGUUUGACCUUGGAGAGAGUCAAACAAAUAACAAGCAGACUUAACCCUGGGAUUUAAGCAAUCAGCUUUGAUGAUAGGUUGCGGGAACUGAAUUUAUUUAGCCUAAAGCAAAGACUAAGGGGAGCUUGAUUGAAGCGUCUCAAUCUUAAAAUUAAUUGACAAAGUUAACCCAAGGCAAUAGAAUCCAAGACAAGUGGAGGCAGACUGAGAACACAAGGUAGGAGACUCUUCUUUACAAAGAGUGUUGAGGGUAUAGAAUGGGUUACUAGCCAUGUUGUUAAUGUUGAAUCACUGGGAUUCUUUAAGGCUUAACCUGACAAAGGUCUGGGAUCAACCAGCUACUAGGAAUCGGACAAGCUCUGGUGGGCAGAAUGGAUUCUUAUUACUUGAGUACAUUUUCACGAAAACAACCUGAAACUUGGUAGGUCAGAUAGAACCCUAUUGAAAAACUCUCACAAGUCUGCAACUGGCCAUCUUUUGAAGCCCACUAAUUAUAGUUUUUAAAUGUAUAUCUUACAACAGGCAAAUACAAAAAUC
This is a messenger RNA of Polyodon spathula (Mississippi paddlefish), 1584 nucleotides long. RefSeq lists its product as uncharacterized. The record is from RefSeq and is a predicted model, not a curated record. Lineage: Eukaryota; Metazoa; Chordata; Actinopteri; Acipenseriformes; Polyodontidae. Bases 391 to 1104 code for a protein of 237 amino acids. The transcript has 6 exons.